GAAGGGGUGUCCCGGAUGUGUGCGCGGUUCCUCCCUGCAGCGGCGGAGCGUCGAGGAGGAAGAGGAGGAGGAGUUGAAGGUCACAGCAGCAUCCUCAGCAUCCCUCCACCGAACCUCCGGAACCGGGCCGAACCGAGCCGCCGCCAUGGGGAACCGGGGCAUGGAGGAGCUGAUCCCGCUGGUGAACCGCAUGCAGGACGCCUUCUCUUCCAUCGGCCAGAACGCCGAACUGGACCUGCCGCAGAUCGCGGUGGUGGGCGGCCAGAGCGCCGGCAAGAGCUCGGUGCUGGAGAACUUCGUGGGCAAGGACUUCCUUCCUCGCGGAUCAGGAAUCGUGACGCGGCGCCCCCUGGUGCUCCAGCUCAUCAACUGUCCAACAGAGUAUGCAGAGUUCCUCCACUGUAAGGGGAAGAAGUUCAUCGACUUUGAUGAAGUUCGUCAGGAGAUCGAGGCGGAGACGGACCGAGUGACGGGACACAACAAGGGAAUCAGUCCGGUGCCCAUCAACCUGAGGGUGUACUCCCCCAACGUGCUGAACCUGACGCUGGUGGACCUCCCCGGCAUGACCAAGGUCCCGGUGGGUGACCAGCCGGCCGACAUCGAGCACCAGAUCAGAGACAUGCUCAUGCAGUUCGUCACCAAGGACAACUGUCUCUUGCUGGCCGUGUCCCCUGCCAACUCCGACCUCGCCAACUCCGAUGCCCUGAAGAUCGCCAAGGAGGUCGACCCUCAAGGUCUGAGGACCAUUGGCGUCAUCACCAAGCUGGACCUGAUGGACGAAGGGACAGACGCCAGGGACAUCCUGGAGAACAAGCUGCUGCCGCUGCGCAGAGGUUACAUCGGGGUGGUGAACCGCAGUCAGAAGGACAUUGAUGGGAAGAAGGACAUCACCGCCGCUCUGCAGGCUGAGAGGAAGUUCUUCCUGUCCCAUCCGUCCUACCGUCACCUGGCCGACCGGAUGGGCACCGCGUACCUGCAGAAGGUCCUCAACCAGGUGAGCAGCCCACACCUGCGUGACUCGCCACACCUUAAAACCACCUCCUCCUCCGCUUACAGCAAGCACUGCAGCAGCCAGCUGCUGUCCAUCGAGAAGGAGGUGGAGGAGUACAAGAACUUCAGGCCCGAUGACCCAAGCCGCAAGACCAAGGCCCUGCUCCAAAUGGUGCAGCAGUUCGCGGUGGACUUUGAGAAACGGAUCGAAGGUUCUGGAGAUCAGGUGGAAACUUACGAGCUUUCAGGAGGAGCCAAGAUCAACCGUGUCUUUCAUGAGCGUUUCCCCUUCGAACUGGUCAAGCUGGAGGCCGAUGAGAAGACUCUACGUAAGGAGAUCAGCUACGCCAUCAAGAACAUCCACGGGAUCAGGACAGGUCUGUUCACACCGGACAUGGCCUUCGAGACCAUCGUCAAGCGGCAGAUCGCCCAGAUCAAAGAACCCUGCCAGAAGUGUGUCGACCUGGUGAUCAGUGAGCUGGUCAACACCGUGAGGCAGUGCACCAGCAAGCUGGCGCAGUAUCCAAUGCUGCGAGAGGAAAUGGAAAGAAUCGUCACUCAGCAUAUCAGAGACAGAGAGAGUCGCACCAAAGACCAGGUGAUUCUGCUGAUCGACAUCGAGCUGGCCUAUGUUAACACCAACCAUGAGGAUUUUAUUGGCUUCGCAAAUGCGCAGCAGAAGAGCAGCCAGAUAAACAAGAAAAAGGCUGCAGGGAACCAGGACGAGAUCAUGGUGAUCCGGAAGGGCUGGCUCACCAUCAACAACAUCGGCAUCAUGAAGGGCGGAGCCAAGGAGUAUUGGUUCGUCCUGACGGCGGAGGCCCUGUCCUGGUACAAGGACGACGAGGAGAAGGAGAAGAAGUACAUGCUGCCGGUGGACAACCUGAAGCUAAAGGACAUCGAGAAGAGCUUCAUGUCCAGCAAGCACGUCUUCGCCCUGUUCAACACCGAGCACAGGAACGUCUACAAGGACUACCGGCAGCUGGAGCUGGCCAGCGAGUCCCAGGAGGAGGUGGACAGCUGGAAAGCUUCUUUCCUACGCGCAGGGGUGUACCCUGAACGCAGCGUGGACAAGGACAAGGUGGAGGCGGAGGAGUCCAGUUCUGACGGUCAGAUCCACAGCAUGGACCCUCAGCUGGAGAGACAGGUGGAGAUCGUCCGCAACCUGGUGGACUCAUACCUGUCCAUCAUCCACCGCACUGUCAGGGACCUGAUCCCCAAGACCAUCAUGCACCUGAUGGUCAACAACACCAAGGAGUUCAUCCACUCUGACCUGCUGGCUCAGCUGUACUCCUGCGGAGACCAGAACAGCCUGAUGGAGGAGUCGCAGGAGCAGGCCCAGCGCCGGGACGAGAUGCUCCGAAUGUACUUUGCUCUGAAAGAAGCUCUGAACAUCAUCGGGGACAUCAGUACGUCCACCGUUACCACGGCAGCACCUCCCCCUGUGGACGACUCGUGGCUGCAGGUGACAGGGAUGCCGUCUGGACGCAGGUCUCCCAUGUCCAGCCCGACCCCCCAGCGCCGGGCCCCUCCCGGUCCGCCCCGCCCCGGGGGCCGCGCCGCUCCGUCCCGACCCGCGGUUUCCCCCGAUCCCGGAGGAGCGCCGCCGUCUGUCCCUUCACGGCCCAAUAGAGCGCCCCCUCCUGGAGUCCCUAGUCGCCCCAGUAAAGGUAGCCCCGCCCACGGAGAGAGUCCCCAGUCGUCCAUGGAGGGCUGACCUGAUGACCUCUGACCCCUGAACCAUGUGUGACCGCUCCCCUCAUGUUGGUGACCAUUAGUAGCUCGUUGUGAUGAAUCCAAACCACUUGCUGUCCACCUGUCUGUCUCACUGUGGACUUGGACAACUGCAGAGACGUCCUACAGAACAAGAUGCCUCACUCCGCUCCGGAUCUUCAGGCUGGGAUCAGUUCUCGAUUUUAGUUUCCUGGUUCCUCCGGAACGAAGCUGAGAUGUUUCUUUACAGUGUAAAGUUUGAUUUGCCGUCUAUUUAUCGGUUAUUUAUCAGUUGUUUAUUUGUUAUUUCUUGAGUUUUUUUUAUUAGUUAUUGUCAAUCGAUUACUGAUGAUCUGCCACUUAUUGAUCAUAUUCUGCUGAUCUGGUGAUGUUUGACCCAGUUGGUUCUGUGGUGGACUCGAUUGGUCCCUCAUCCAAACUGGUUCCAGUUUGGGAGAUCUGCUCUCUACUGGUUCCAACAGAUCCAACUGGUGUAAAUCGUAUCCGGACUGGUCCUCCUUGUCAUUGGUUGGUGUAAACCAGACUGGUUCAAACUGGUUCUAAUACUGAAUGAACCCAGUCAUCAGGACGGAACCGGGCUUCAUCGGGUUCUAGAUCAAAGUUCUGUUUGUUUGGGUCGUUGCAUGCAUCGAUUGGGUUCUGGGUCAACCCGGUUUAGGUUCUGGACCAAGCUGCUGCUCUCUAAUUGGUUCUGAACAUGAAAACAGCUAGCAUCAGCUAACCAGAGCAGGCACAGGGGAACCAAUCAGAAACCAUUAGAACUAAUGCUGCUAAGCUCCUCCCCUUUGCUCCCCACCGCCAUCUGAUGCUCCGGAGUUCUGACUGAGUACUGAUGACCUGGUUCUGAGUGGCGUGAGCCCAGCUGCAUGGGCCUGCUGACCUGGUUCUCAUCAGAGUGGUUCUGAUGGAUCAUAUGUUUUCUGUGUCGUGGUUCUGGUGCUCCAUGUAGCGUGUCAUAAGCGUGUGGUUAGCGUGUGAUAGCCGUGACGUGUUGUUACUGUUAGUCUGAGCAUGCUCAGUGACUCACUCUGAUCAUUCUAAUAAUAAAUGUGUCAAUAUUCUGACUCCGCCCACCAACCGUGUGUCAUGUGACCUCAAUAAAGUGAUGUGGAACAACC
Molecule: messenger RNA, 3842 nt
Organism: Poeciliopsis prolifica (blackstripe livebearer)
Lineage: Eukaryota; Metazoa; Chordata; Actinopteri; Cyprinodontiformes; Poeciliidae
Product: dynamin-1-like
Exons: 22
Coding region: 146-2707 (853 amino acids)
Cellular component (GO): microtubule; membrane; cytoplasm
Molecular function (GO): GTPase activity; GTP binding; microtubule binding
Source: RefSeq, a predicted model, not a curated record